Biomphalaria glabrata is the source of this 2380-nucleotide messenger RNA. RefSeq names its product probable serine carboxypeptidase CPVL. The record is from RefSeq and is a predicted model, not a curated record. NCBI's taxonomy places the organism in Eukaryota, Metazoa, Mollusca, Gastropoda, Planorbidae. Gene Ontology annotation, biological process: proteolysis. Gene Ontology annotation, molecular function: serine-type carboxypeptidase activity. The transcript is spliced from 4 exons. The coding region runs from base 562 to 1914 and encodes 450 amino acids.
AGAUUUAGAACUAGAUAUAGAAUCUUGAUAUAGAAUCUACUAUAUCUAGACUAGAGCUCGUAUGAAUUUACAUGUUUAAUCUUAAAAUUACUAGGCCUAGGCCAAUGUUAUGAUCAUGAACACUUAGUAUGAAGGAGCUCAUUCGGCGCCCUGGAUCCUGCCCAUGCAAUUUCGGAACCAAAGCAAGGGUCUCAACUCUUCAAACAGGGGUUUCUGUUUCCAAUGCAAACUUGACUCUAUUGCUUUCAAGUACAGUCUGGUACUAACCAUUGUUUUCAUGGUAUUAAUUGGUUUCAUAUUUCCAUGAGUAACAUCACAUUGUGGGUUGUAUAACAGACAACUAAGUCAGUACAAAAGUGGCCACCCUCCGACGAAAGUAGAAUUAGAAGUGACUGGUCAAACUGCUGGCUGACCAAAGCCCAAAACUAUUUUCAAUUGUUACACACCGAGGCAAUAGUGAAUAUGUGUAAUCCAUCGAGCUUCUGACGUAAUGGAAACAAAAUGAGGGCAAGAAUUAACUGGUGUGAAUAAAAAUAGGCCGGAAGUCGUAAAGAUUCGAGAAUGAUGAUGCUAUCAAUUUCAAAACUAAUUGUAUCAAUGUUCGUAUGCAAUACUGUAUUGUGUGACUCUUCAAAGCCUUUACUCCUGACACCGAUGUUGUGCCGAGGAGACAUAUCCACUGCAAGAGACUACAGUAGGGUUCAAGACCAAGAUGGCGUCAUACCGACGAGUUAUUCUGGGUUUAUUACAGUUGAUAAACUAAUUGGAAAUCACUUAUUUUUCUGGUUCUUCCCAGCCAUGAACUCUGACCCCAAAGCUCCGCUGAUCAUCUGGCUAAAUGGUGGACCUGGCGUGCCAUCCGAAUUGGGUUUAUUUUAUGAGAACGGACCUUUCAAAUUUAGAGAAACAGAAAAUGGAGAAGUUGGAUAUGAAAGAAAAAACAAUUCUUGGGCCGAGACAUUUUCAAUGUUAUAUAUUGACAAUCCAAUUGGAGUUGGUUUUAGUUACAGUGACAAUGGAGAGGAAGGUUAUAGAACAACACAAGAAGAGUACACUAGAGAUCUCUAUGAGUUCAUUCAACAAUUUUAUGUCAUGUUCCCAGAAUACUUGCAAAGAGAACUUUACAUUGGUGGCCAAUCAUACGCCGGGAAAUAUGUUCCGGCCUUCGCUUACAGAAUACACGAAGAAAUUCAAGUUAACAGAACCAAAAUUCCAUUAACAGGAAUUUAUCUUGGAGGACCUUUAAUUGACCUUGAAGUACAAGGUCCUAUGCAAGCAGACUUAUUUUAUUCAUUAGGCUUUAUUUCUGCUAAACAAAGACAGGACUAUGAGAUUAGUUCUAAAAGGGCCAUUCUUGAAUUUGUUUCUGGACAAAAAAAGUUUGUACCUGAUAAGGAUUUUGAAAAGGUUUCAAUGAACAUGGUUUGUAAUGGGUGUUGGGAUAAUUUACAUAACUUAGAGAAUGUUCCGUAUCAGUCUGUUGGAAAUGUCAUGAGAUCGUUGCGUUUGAAAGUGCAUGCUGGAAGUGUACCAUUUGAAGAAACUAAUUAUUCAGUGCAUGUUAAGUUAGGUUCCGAUUACUUUGUCUCGACCACUGCUAAAUUUACAAAGCUGAUGGACAGCUACAAAGUUCUCGUGUUCGUUGGAAGCGAUGAUGGUGUAAUCAGCUCUCCCUCGGUGGAAGCUCUCUUGACCUCUAUCCCAUGGUCAUUGCAGUCUGAGUAUAACGAUGCUAAAAAAUUGGUAUGGUUUGACCAGGACACAUAUAAAGUUAAAGGCUUCUACACUCAUGUUGGUCAGUUCUGCAGAGUUACCGUCCUAGGAGCCGGACAUCAAGUGCCCCAUGACCAACCAGAAAGCACUUUGUUAAUGAUGACCGAGUUCAUAAAGAAUGGAUGUAUUAGUGGAAAUUAAGUCUUAUUUUAAAUCACCCAUUGUUCAAGUAUUGUUUUCUUUUUACCUUUUAAGAUAAGAAAAACUUUUUAACGAAUGAUGUAUUUAGAAACUCUUCUAAGUCAAUGCAUAAAGUACAUCAGAAUUGGCAACAUAUGUAAAUUAAUAGAUGAUAGUAACAUCCAUUCUGUCAGAAAUAAUACUUUAAAUCGAACUUAAUCUUUACUAAUGUGUUCUCUUCUUUUAUUUGCCAAUGGACCUCAUUCACCAAUCUAAAACAAACAACUUUUAGCUACGUUGUUCUCUAUCUCUUCUAUACAUAUUACGUGAUCUUUAAAUAAAGGCUGUCACGUGAUACGCUUUUUUCAUUGUUUUAUCAAUAUAAUCACGUGGCUAAAUGUUGUUUGUUUACGAUUGGUGAUCAAGGUCCACUGCCAUUAAGUGAAAUCAAAGUGAAAAUCAUGUAAUAAAAUCAAUGUUUUUACCA